This is a messenger RNA of Megachile rotundata (alfalfa leafcutting bee), 3026 nucleotides long. RefSeq lists its product as uncharacterized. NCBI's taxonomy places the organism in Eukaryota, Metazoa, Arthropoda, Insecta, Hymenoptera, Megachilidae. The record is from RefSeq and is a predicted model, not a curated record.
ACUGGAGCGUAUGAAAUACAAAAUUAGUCUGAUCGUUCUGCGCUUGGCGGAGGAGAUCUUCGGGUGAUGCGGAUCGAUGCCCCUUCCUCGCUGGAUCCUGGAUCCUCCCUCAGGAUCAUCCCUUGUGCAAUGGUGGAGGAGUCCACCCCCGUCCGAUGUGGGCCCCUUCUCCUGGCUGUGGUCCACCCUCAGCCGCGUGGUGGUGGAGGCUCCGCCAAGACGCGGGAACGUAACAUUGAACAUGUGCUUAGAGAAAGCGUGGGACCCAGAGAAACGCGAAAACAAAGUCCUUGUACUGGGCGAAAAUUUACGACCCUCUUCGAGUGCAUGAAAAGACAGGAUAUUCGUAGGAGAUCUUGAAACUUUCAAGAACUGUACGCGACUUAGUCGAAAACAACAUAUUCGAUACGGUCCCUAAUAAAUUAAUCUCUACAAACAUUCAAAGUGAAGCUACGUUUAUUCUCUGGAUUCCCAAACUUUCCCAAGCAUGAACACCCACGUCGAGUGGCUUUAACAAUAUAAGCUUUGUCUAUUGUACAUGAUUGCACGCUCAGAUAGUUUAAAUUUCGCUCUUAAUUUAUGGUCAUCGAUAUAACAAAGUACAGACGCGCUCUGUAAAUAUCCUCACGGUCGUGUUGCCAUACUACAAUGACUAUAUUCAGGAUGAUAACAAGUACGCUUGCGUUACUCCUCCCCCCUUAUUUAAAAAGGUGUUUCCAUGAAACAGCUUUUCUAUAUCCAUACGCCUUAAUAUUAGUUGCAUAUACAAUAUUAACAUUAUAUGGUGCUUUUCUCAUACAAAGUUCAUACAAAAGGUGAGCAACAGUUAAGUCUAUCUAACAUCCAAGGUAUUUUAUUACAUACGUGUCACAAAUACGAGCAACGAGAUGCUUAACAGUCUCCAAUUAUCAUACAAGUUGCAACGAACAUAACCAUACCAGUUUAAGCAGAUCCAUGUACAUAGUGACAGAGUCUAGACUAUAUUUAGCAGUAUUCCAAUUACGCGAAUACAAUAUGAGCACAUGUGUACAAAGAUUUUGUGCAGCGAUGGUCUGUGUGGUGGUGAUUCUGGCAAGAAGAUCAUCAAAAUAUUGUACGAAUGUUCGGGGUGCUGGUCUUGUGGCAAAUUCCGAGGGUAUGUUGGCCUUGGUGCCAAAGACUAAUUCGUGUGGAGAGAACCCAGUGGCUUCAUGCACUGAGGUGUUAUACGAAAAGAUGCAGAACCUCACCCAGUCAUCCCAGUCUGUUUUCGUGCAAUAUAUCUUUAGGUAAUUAAUAAGACUGCGAUGUGCCCUUUCGAGCGAACCUAAUGAUUGGGGAUGAAACGCUGUGGAAGUUAUAGUUUGGAUUUUGAAGAUUUUACAGAAGUGUUUCAUUAUACGACUAACGAAGUUUCUUCCCUGAUCUGUGUGUAUUACUCUUGGGCAACCAAAUCUACUGAUAAAUUGCUCAGCAAGUGCAAGGGCAAUCGUUACUGCAUCCAUGGAUUUUAUGGGAAUUGCAUCUGAAUAUUUCGUAAGGUUGUCCUGUAUGGUAAGCAGAUAUUGAUUUCCUCUGGUAGUUCUGGGUAAGGGUCCUACAAUAUCCAUCUGCACCUUCUCAAAGGCUCUUUGCGGUGUAUCAGUGAUUUGCAUAGGUUGUCUGGUUUUUGCACAAUAAUUUUUAUUUCUUUGGCAGGUUGAACAGGAUCGGACAAAUUCCGUGAUUUCUUUUGCCAUGCCUGGCCAAUAAAAUCGUUGCCGGAGGAGCUGGAGUAAUUUAAAGAUACCUCUGUGGCCUCCAACCACAGAUUCAUGGUAUUCUUGGAUAAUACGAAGACGACUCGACUCAGGUGGGAUAAUAACUUCUUCGGUGCACACGGUGAUUCUAUAUUUCGGGUCAGCAAAGUUUCUGAAUUCAAGGUGGCAAGAAGGGAUUUGAGGGACUUCAAUGAAGAUUCGACGUGUCCAAGAUCAAAUUCGCUUUGGGAUUCACUCUUGUAAAAUAAGAGGAAGACAGAGUAUCUAUCAUGAGGAAAGGCCAUGGCGUUACUGACUUCAAUUUGGUACUGUUGGAUCUGUUCGGGGGAACAUUCGAUUCUGCUUAGCAAGCCUUUGGUGGUUUGGGAAUUAUCGUCACCGGUUAAUGGGAUAAAAUGGGCGAGAUUAUCUCGUCGCACGAAAAGAUUUUCAUCUACACAAACUACAGCGGGUGGAGCAGGGAAAGGUAUUUCUGUCAGGGUUAUUCCUCUACAAGGUUUCCUUGCACAAAUCAGAUCGCCAGCCACAACAUUCACACUCUCAAUACAACUCAACUCUUCCACGUGCCCACCUGACUUUACCGUCCGAGGUGGUAGUUUCACGUGUCCACUCGAAUCUCCUGUUCGCAGUGGUCUCAUCGGCAGUUCACCCAACAACGCAGGACGGGGUGACGCCGGCAUCGCACACUCACCCGAAUCCCCUGUUUGGUGUGACGGCGGAACCAUACACUCCAUGGGAUCACUAUUCAUUCGUGGCGACCUUGAUUGCGCCUCAGACACACAGGUAUCUGAGUCGGAAAAUCCUUGAACAACAUCAAUUAAUUCGGUUUCUGCUUUCCCGCGCGCCAGGAAUGCAGAAGCCACCAUUACUUCAUUCCUAAAGCAUAAUGUCUCAUUCUUUUCGUCCGUCUCAGGGUUUGCAAUAGGAGUCUCAACCAUGCAGGUGAGCACCUCCUCUAGAUGUUCCGGGUUGUGAUUGGGUUUUAUGGUACGCUGUACAGGUCGUAGAUAAGGAAUAGGAUUUUCAGCGGGGUCAACGGGAUUCCGCGAAAGAGCAUUGGCAUUAGCGUUUACUCUCCCUGGUUUAUUACUACAUUGUAAUCAUAUUUGUUCAAUUUAAUACGCCACCUAAGCAGUUUGGAUGUGGGAUCUUUGAUACUGUGCAACCAUACUAGGGGCCUGUGGUCAGUAACCAAUGUAAACUGUCGGCCAUACAGGUAAGGUCGAAAAUGUUGUACAUCGUAUAGGACAGCUAAGAGUUCCUUCUCAAUCGUUGAAUAAUUUAUUU